UCUUCCAACCUGCGCGUCGCAGUUAUGGUCUCUGGUGAACUGCGGUAUAAUACUUUUAAACUUGAUGUGUAAACUUUUAAUCAUCGACUAUCAUUAAUUAAAAAAUAUUGAAAUUUAUGUUCAGAAUUAGCUACAUUUCGCGACGCUCUUAAAAGGAUACUUUUAAGUUUCAAAAUGGAUAAAUAUAUUAAACUGAAAAAUGUGGGUACUAAUUACGCGAAGCAUAUGAAUCGUUUAAGUAAUCGAAUAUUCGGUGAAGUAACAAGAAUAACUAACAACAAGUCGAUGAAAGUUGUUCAGUUGUUCAGUGAACAACCGAUAAAUAAACGAGCAGAUAUAAUUAGUUAUUAUCCACGUCACACUCAAACGACAUUACUGAUGAAGAAUCUUAGAAAGUAUGGUUUAUUCAGAGAUGAACAUCAAGACUUCAACGAUGAAUAUGAACGUUUAAGAGAGCUCCGUGGUAAAACAAAAUGGGUACCAGUAUACCUGAGAAAGAAGAAAUAAAUUUUCUUAUUUUCUCAAUGAAAUUGUGUAUUUUAUAUAAAAUAUAUACUUUUAAAUACAA
This is a messenger RNA of Osmia lignaria (orchard mason bee), 568 nucleotides long. RefSeq names its product mitochondrial ribosomal protein S33 (gene mRpS33). Gene Ontology annotation, cellular component: mitochondrion. The record is from RefSeq and is a predicted model, not a curated record. NCBI's taxonomy places the organism in Eukaryota, Metazoa, Arthropoda, Insecta, Hymenoptera, Megachilidae.